AUGGGCGGGUUGCUGGACUGCUUCCCAUUGCCCAGUGGCGCCGCUGCGCCCGUAACCACACGUGCCAAUGGCAAAGCUUGGGCAGAUGUGGUGGUGAAGAUUGGUGGCUCUGCAUGUACCAGAAAGGCGGAGUUCGAGACGCUGAACGUGGGCGCCUUGCAAGCCAUCUCCUCUCAGCUAUCGGCCCUGCCAACGGAAGGUUACAGCCUAGCAGUGGUGCAUGGUGCGGGAUCCUUUGGACAUCAACACGCCAAAGAGUAUGGUGUCUCGAAGGGAAGCUCUGAGGCGCCUCUGGAUCUCACGCAGCGCCUGCGUGAGGGUUUUGCCAAGACGAGAUUGUCAGUGACCACAUUGAAUAAACACGUGAUCACUGCGCUACUCAAAGAAGGUCUACCAGCGGUGUCCAUGUCCCCGUGCCCUUUCGUGGGCACCGAGAAGAAGAAGCUUCGGGGAGGCCGUUUGGGCAGCGCCACCCUGGAAGGUUAUGAGCCCAAGAGGCUGCAAGCUCUAAGGAUGAUUGAUCGUCGUCGAAGGGCAACUAAAGAAGAGUUGGCCCAAGGCGAAGAAGAAAUGAAGCAGGCCGAGGCAAGACUGAGAGCUGAGGCUGCGGCAUCUAAUGAAGAGGCCAUAGAGGAUAGGAAGUCUGAACCGAAACAAGAGGAAGCAGGGAAGUCUGGAGAUCAGACGAAUGGACCAGUAGGGUCAAUAGAAGAUAAGAGGGAAGAUCCCAUGAAGAAUAGCCCCAAUGUUGAAGACACCCCGAAACCAGCCAGGUCACAUCCUCCGACCACACCGCCUCCGCCAUAUCCACCAGUGCAGGAUGUCAGGUCAACAGGUCUGAAGACACCAGAGCCAGGGGAGAGAGGGAGGCGAGGAGCAGAUGAAGGCAAGGAGAGUCAGCGUCUUCAAACUCCAAGAGAGGACAGGACUGGGACAAUGGGUUCUCGGGAGGGGCAGAAGAGUGAGGUUGAACAAACUCCACUGUUCACAGAGGAACAGGUUCGAGCACUCCACAGUUUGCAUGAGCAGGCACCAUGGUUGUAUCAGUCUGGUCGCUCAGUUUUCUCUCCCUAUCCGCAUCCACAACGUCCAGCUUUCUUAGAUCAAGAAGAAGACAGAUUGAGAGAGCUGACAGAAAAGGAGAGACAGCUACAGCAGAUGCGAGAUAGGCUGUAUCAAGAAAGGUUUGAGAAAGAGGAAUUGAAGAGAAGCAUGGUGUCUGUCAUGGAGGAGAAUCGGAGAGUCAUGUCAAGACUCUCUGAACUUGAAGCUAGGAUCAAAGACCCCGAGCCAAGGUUUGCCACACCAGAAGGUUCACAACAGAAGGAGGCUGAGGCCGCCAAGACAGCACAAUCCCCAGAGGAGGACGAGACCUCCAAAGCCCAUGAAGGUCCAGGCCCGACCUUCACCCCCGAAGCACCCAAAGCAGAAGCAGGAGGGAACAUGACCGAAAAGUUCAUGCUCCUGAUGAUGGAGUCAAUGAAGGAGAUGCACAAGAACUACAUCAACAACAAAGAAGAAGCCGGCAUGGUAAAAGGCGUAGAGGUAGUCAGGAGUGGAGCACCAGACUUGCCAGCUCUACCACAGUGGAGCCCAUCACAAGGACCUCUACAGCUUGGCGAUUGGCUUCUCUUGCUGGAGCCUCUGGUUGCAGACCUAUCUACGACGUCUGAAACGUGGUGGAGGUUGGUGACAAGUGGUGCCGAGAGAUGGUACCAGACUCACGUGAGCCUUUCACCACUGGAUCGAAUCCAACACAAAGCAGACCCGCCAACAGAAGUCCAACAAGAGAAGUGGCAGAGACUGGAACGAAGGGUUUCAGUCAUGCUUCUCCAGGCGAUUCCUGAAGGCAUACGAGAGGAGCUGGUGGCAUCACGCCGCCUGGGGGUCUUUGGUAUCUUGACCCACCUUUACACUGUAUACUGCCCUGGAGGAGUCUAUGAAAAACAGACGUUGCUCAAGAACUUAGAGGAGCCAGCCGAAGUGAGCGCAAUCUCAGAAGCUCCAGGAGCCAUCAGGAAAUGGCUGAGGUGGAGGAGAAGAACAGAGGAGAUUGGAGCUGUCGCUCCAGACCCAGCCCUACUCUUAAAGGGCCUCAAUCGGCUCACUCGAAGAGUGAUUGGGCCGAACAAGGAGUUGCAGUUCCGCAUCUCUAUGGUGCGCAACAGCCUGGGCGUUGACACCACGCCUACAGCAGAAACGGUAGGCCACUUUGCAACUCACCUGCUAGCAGAGCUUGAGCAGGUGGCCCUCACAGAGAAGAGAGCAUCUCCAGCAGCAGCCAAGGCAGAAGCACCAAAGAUCAGGCAGUUUGAAGCAGAGAGAGGAGACAAAGAGAAGGGCAGAGGUAAAGGACAGGAGAAGAAUUCAGAAGACUCAGGAGGGAAGCCGAAGUGUCACUUCUUCCUGAGUGAGAAGGGGUGCAGAAAAGGUAAGCAGUGCACCUUUUCACACGAUGCAAAAGACGAGAAGAAGAGGUGCUGGACGUGUGGGGCCACAGACCACAUGUCACCCAGCUGCACAAGACCGAAGUCAGCAUCAGGAGAAGGAAGCCCGACCAAGGCAAAGAGCCUAAGGUCUGAGGGGGAGGAGAAGCCACUGUCCCCGAAGGAGUCGGACACACAAUCUUCGGCAGCAUCAGACCUUUCAAUGAAGGAGCUGAUGGAAGAAGCCAACAGAAUGCUGAGGUCUAUGUCGACGUCUGCAUCAGGAAAUGCAGCAUCGGCGAGCUCCGCAACCAAAGAAGAGGAGGUGAGGAGUGAUGUCAUGGAAAGGUUGCAGCAGCAACUUAACAGCAUGAAGAUGAAGGUUUUGAGGAUCGGCAAGGUCAUGAGGUCAGGAGAUCAAGGUCUGAUCGACAGUGGAGCCACACACCGUCUCCGACCAGCAAGGUCAGGAGAAAACAUCACAGCAUACAAGCAACUGCAGGUCACACUGGCAGAUGGACGCGUCACUCGACUGCCGAUGUCCCCAGGAGGAGCUAUGGUGAGUCCAAAGAAGGAUACAGAGCCGAUUGUUCCAAUGGGACAGUUGACGGAGCUCCUGGGAUGUGAGGUGAAAUGGAAGGGAAAGGAGCUGGAACUGAAUCACCCAAAGAAGGGGUUGCUUCCAGUGUAUCACCAUGAAGGGUGUCCUCAAGUCUCUAAGGCGUUGGCGUUGGAGCUCAUUGAGGAAAUAGAAGACAAGGUGCAAGGCAUAGGCACCAAGGCAGGUGAUUUCAAGGAAGAAGAAGAAUGGAUGAAGAGAUUGGCCCAGGAGCACCCAGUGCUGAGCAAGCUGCCACCGUGGAUCAAAGACCGACUUGCGGUGACCCCAGGAGAGUGGAGCAGCUUGCCACUGAACAGGAAGUGGAGGAAGAGGUUGAAGCGAGAGGGCUUCAUUCUUCACCUCUAUGCAGGAGGAAAAGAGGGAUUCACUCUUCAGCGGGCAUUCAAGCAGGUUGGAGGAGAUGAAGGUAUGAUGUUGGAGGUGGAUGAGAAGAGAGGAUCAGGUCAUGAUAUGCUCAGUGACUCUCAGGUCUAUCCAUCUCUCCUACGAGCAGCACUGGAGGGGAAGUUGAAGGCCAUUCUAGGUGGUCCAAACUGCCGAACGCGCAGUGUGCUCCGCCAUUUUCCGGUAGAAGGAAAUCCGGAUGCUCCGCGACCAGUCCGAGAGUGGGGUGGGGGGGAGUUUGGCAAGGCAGGGUUGACACCAAAAGAAGAAGCACAAGUGAGGGACGACGAUCUCUUGCUGUGGAGGAUGAUUUACCUCUACAUGGUAGCACACUACAUGGCACAAGCACGAGGGCUACCCAAGGUUCACUUUGCCCUUGAACAGCCAGCAUCUCCACACAGCUACAUGCCAGAAACAGUCAGUUUCUGGGACACUGAGGAGUGGAAGCAGGUCAAAGAAGAAUUUCAACUUGAGGAGACCACCUUUGAGCAGAAGAGCCUCGGUGGACCAGCCACCAAACCAACCACAAUCGGAGGAUCCUUGAAGAUUGAUGUCGAGGACCACCGGUGGAGGAGAGGAAGAAGCUAUGAAAAGGUGUCAAGCUCCAAGGAUUUGGCGAGGUGGCCACCAGGCCUGAUGCACAUGAUAGCAACAGCACUACAAGAACAAGUUCUGCACCAGGAUGUGCAGCUCAAAGCACUCUCAUGGCAAGAGCACAUAGCAUUCAACCACAUACCAUACAGAAGAGACUGCCGAGUGUGCCAGGAGUCUCUACAACAAGCAGACACACACCACAGGGUCCGAAACCCAAUGGGUGGCAUCCUGAGCUUGGAUGUCGCCGGCCCAAUGAAGCCAGCAUAUGAUCAAGGAGGAGGUAUGGCCAGGUGGUUCUUGGCCGGAGCACUCACAUGGAGGGUCCCAAAGGGGACAGACAAGAUGAAGCAGCCAAUUGAGGAACCGCUGGAAGAAGAUGCACCAGCGAUAGAAGCAGCAGAAGAGGAAGAACCAGAAGACCAGCAGCCAGAUGAAGCCGGAGAAGGAAGGGGGGGUAGAGAAGACCCUGACCAGCCCCCGGCGGCCGGAGAAGGAAGGGGGGGUAGAGGAGACCCUGACCAUCCCCCGGCAGGCGGUGACGCAGGUGCGGGUAGAGGAGACCCUGACCGGCGCCCGCCAGGCGGCGACGCAGGUGGGGGUAGAGGAGACCCUGACCAGCGCCCGCCAGGUGGAGAAGCAGGUGGAGAUAGAGGAGAUCAACACCAGCUUCCACCAGACCUCGAACAGGAGACAGAGCUGCGAGUCUUCAGGUUGGCGCUUCCAAUGGUGACGAAGACAGCCAAGGAAGUCACCAGGACAACGAUGGAGUUCCUCUUGAGGCUGAAGGCAGACGGGUACAAUGUGUCCCGGAUCCACUGUGACAGAGGCCAUGAAUUCUCAGGAGAAUUCAAACGCUGGGCGAACACCCGCGGCAUCCACAUCACCCGAACUCCGGGAGAUGAUCCUAGAGGAAACGGCAGGGUGGAGAACACGGUGAAAGCCAUCAAGACCCAAAUCAGAAGAGCCCUUAGCCAGGCAUGCGAAGAUGCCAAGUGGUGGCCCUGGGCAUGCCGCUAUGUCACUGAAGUGAACCGAUGCGUCAGGAUGGCUACAACCCCAGAGUGGCCGAGGUUCCUGAAGGAAGUGCGGGUCAAGAAAAGGACCUGGAAGAGAGGAAACUUUGAGGUUGGCAUAGAGAAGGUCCAAUAUCUGUGCCCAUCAACAGAAGAUCAUGGGCAUUGGAUCUACAAAGAAGGAGAGGCCCCCAGGGUGACGAAGUGUGUCCUGAGGCCGACAGAGGAGCCGCUGGAUGAGAGGGUCUGGCUGGCAGUUGAGAAGGAAAUGCUCGACGCAUUGGCCUUGAGAAGAAGGCUAAGAGAAAAGACGUCCGUGAGAAGACUGGACGCGGUGAUGAUGACGCCAUCUGAAGAAGAUGAUGAGAAGAAGAAGGCCAGAGACAGAAUUAUGAAGGUGGUCGAAGAAGAAGCACGAAGAAUCAUACAUGACGACCCUGAGAUAGCAGGAGAGGAGCUGAAGAUAGUGGCCAAGCUCAAGAAGAUGGCAGAAGGCUAUGAAAUGGAGGAAGAUGAAGUCCUUCAAACGAAGAUUGUCUCGCCCAAGGAGGUGGCGAGGAGAUGGAAAGACUGGCUGCCGGCGAUCGAAAGUGAGGUCCGAUCGUUGGUGGAAGAGAAAGAAGCCUUGAGGAUGUUGACCAGAGAGGAGAUCCACCAGCUGCAGACAGAAGCAGGAAGAACAGGCUUGACGAUGGAGAGCGUUCCGUCGAAGAUGGUCUUCACACUCAAGCCAGGUCCAGAAGGAGGUAAACCAAAGGCCAGAUGGGUCGCAUGCGGCAACUUUGAAAGCCGCAAAGACGAUGAAGACAACUACUCAAGCGGGGCAGAUGCGACAGCCCUGAGAGUACUUGUCUGGAUGGCGAUGAAACGCCAAUGGCUUGGAUGUGUGAUUGAUGUGAAGACGGCAUUUCUGAACGCCAAGAUGAUUCAGAAAGAAACGGAAGGGCUUCUCUUGAUCAGGCCACCGUCCAUCUUGGUGGAUCAAGGCUUCAUGCCGGGGGACGCAUUGUUCCUACCGCUGAGAGCGGUGUAUGGGUUUCGCCGCUCACCAAGACUAUGGGGAAACCACUGA
Cladocopium goreaui is the source of this 6111-nucleotide messenger RNA. Lineage: Eukaryota; Dinophyceae; Suessiales; Symbiodiniaceae. The record is from the annotation of a GenBank genome assembly.